This is a messenger RNA of Rotaria sp. Silwood1, 1389 nucleotides long. The record is from the annotation of a GenBank genome assembly. Lineage: Eukaryota; Metazoa; Rotifera; Eurotatoria; Philodinida; Philodinidae.
AUGGCAACUAAAUUAUUUGAAUCAAAAAAACGAUGUCUUCUAAUUGGUUUGUUUUCGGGAAUAUUUAUUACAACAUUAUUACCCAAAUUAAUAAAUAAAAAUAAAUGGGAGACCAACAAACAACAGACUGUUCGAGUGAAUGAGAAAAAUGAACAUAUCUUUGCUGAAUAUUCUCAAUGGCCACCAUUUCUAACGGAUUCAACAUUUGAUUUAACUGCAUGGCGUAAACAUUGUUGGGUAAAUCAAGUGUCGUUACCUACUCAAGAUCCACAGUUAUAUUAUAAAAAAAAUUAUACCUCAUAUCCGGUUUGUAAAGAUGUGAUAAGUUUAAUUAAUUCGAUUUAUAAUAUGAAAACAAAUAUUGCUAAAGUAAAAUAUCCUGAAUUAUUUGCUCAAAAAAUUAGAAAAAUAUUUAAUUAUAAUAAUACAUUAUAUGCUAAAGCACUUGAACAGGAACUUUAUUUUGUUGUAAACAAAUAUUCAUUUGAACAUACAGUUUAUAAUCCACUUCGUGGUCGUCGUCCUGUUCAACCACCUGAAGUAUCUGUUGAACAAUAUGAGACAAUGGAAAAAACAUCUAAAAACUGUGAUUUAUGUAAUUAUCAAAAUAUGACAGCAAUGGAUAGUCUUGGUCGAAUGGAAAAUCAACAUGCAUAUUCAGCAGCUAAUGCAUUUAAAUUUGAUCAAUGGCAUUCAAUGUUUAUGCCCAAACAACAUGAUAUUACAAAAUUAACAUAUGAAGAAUUAAAAGAUGUUUUUACAUUAGCUUGGAAAUGGUUUCAAGCAGCUCAUAAACAAUCACCAUCACAUCGUUUUCCUACUCUUCUUUGGGAUAGUUUACCACAUGGUGGUGCUUCACAAGUACAUCCACAUAUUCAUGCAACAUUGCAUUCAGAUCAUUAUUAUGGUCAAUUUGAAUCAAUACGGUUUGCAUCUGAACGAUACUAUCGUGAAUAUGAAAAUGUUACUACACAUAGACAAAAAAAUUAUUUUCGUGCAAUACAAGAUAUUCAUAUGGCAUUCAAUUUAACAAUAUCAUUCAAUGGUGUUACAGUUCUUAUACCUAUUACGUCACAUAAAGAAUAUGAUAUAAUUGUCUUAGCAGAAAAUUUCGAUGAACGAUUUAUUAAAGUAAUUUAUCAAGUAAUUCAAGGUUAUUUUAAUAAAUUAAAACAAUUUAGUUUUUCUUCAUGCAUAUAUUUACCACCAUUAUCACCAAAUCAAGAUGAUAGUGGUUUAACUCCUGUUUAUUAUCGUAUUGUACCUCGUGGUCAAAUAUCUAGUCUAUUAUCGGAAGUUUCAAGUCUUGAUUUACUGUCCAUAUAUAAUGUUAAUAAACUUCCGGCAGAUCUAUUUGCAGAGAUAGUAACUUGGUUUAAAAGAAUAUAA